UCGUCGUCGCCUCACGCGUGCUCUUUGGCCGUCGCCAUGUGCUCGUUCUACAACGUGUGGCUCUUGAUCUGGCGAAGACUUCUGGUGCAGACUGUUCGGCGCCACUACUUGGCGCUGGCCUUCGAGUUGGCCUUCGUGUUGGCCGUGUUCCUGUUCAUUCUGCACAGCGACCACGUGGACCUGAAGGAGGUUAUCAAACACAACCGUUCCUUUGUGCGCUUCCACAGCUCCGAGUCCAUAUAUGUGAGCGGGAACUUUCACAACGAGCCGACAAACUUGACGGUUGUGUAUGGACCCGGAAACAAUCACAGGGAUAAGCUGAUCGCCGCCGUGAUAAAGGAAAAAGAACCAGAUGAACCACUCCCGCCGGAAUGGCCAAAGGUCUCGCACACUGUGGUUCGAGUGGACGACGCUGCUUCCGUUGUCGCGAAGUGUCGAGAAGCCAUCACUCGGCGAGGUCGGUUCAAGUACGCAUACACCGACGCCCUGAAGCGCACGCUCUGCGUCGAGUUCCUGACGCCUGACGCCGCCGGCGACACCGCCAAGAGUCUCUCGUACAACUUUGUCGUGCCACUUCCGUCUGACGCAACGUUCCCCACCGAGAUCAUGCUGGACAUGCACGAAGUCCUCACCAACCCGCACUUCCAUUACUCAAGCGCCGAGAUAGACGCGAUCAAAGCGGUAACGUACCAUUGGCAGGCACUCAUUGACCGUGCUCACAUGAGCCUCCAUGCUACAGUUCCAAGUACGCCCAAACUGUACGUCGGAGUGCUUCCCGGUGACCUACCGGUCUCCAAUAUCAAAGGUUACCGGAACGGAUUUUUUGCUGCCCUCUCGGUCGGCUUCUGCCUUCCUCUAGUGUGGCGCAUACGAGACGUCAACACGGAGAUCGCAUCGGGCCUCAAGGACAUGCAGGGGAUCACGGGGCUGUCGUCCAACCAGUUCUGGCUGGGCCACUUUCUCUCUGCCUUGCCCCUGACUCUCGCUGAGGCAGUCAUCGCAACUUGCGUGGUCUUCCUUCGCCAAGAGCCGUACCGUCCGACGGACCCUAACAGCCCGUACAACAAGGACGACUCAGAAUUGCCAGACCGCGCGCGCAAGUACAUCCGUGUGCACAGGAAGACUCCCGAGAGUACGUCGUAUCUGGAAAACGCGGACGCCUCCCUCGUAUUCACCUCCUUCGGGCUCUUCACUGUCUGCCACACUCUGCUGGCCCUUCUCGUCGCCUGCGUCUUUCCAUUUGGUCGAUGGGCAAUGGUGAUAGGAUUUGCAGUCUAUUACAUGUUUCCCACCUGCGACGGCGACAAGUUGAGCAUCCUCUUCAGGCACUCUCUGUACGUUUACCUGAGCGAAAGCAAACUAGAGAAAUUUCGCACGGCCUUGUAUCCCAACGUGGCCUUCAGUACAAUCAUGAAGAUCAUCGGCAUAUUUGACGACUUCGAAAGGUCGGCUGGCUGGGAUAUCAUUUCCACGUCUGCCCUGAACAUGGACCGUGUUACUAUCCUGGAAAUGUUGUCAAUCAUGGGCGCCAGCUGCUGCGUAUUCGUCGUCAUGAUCGUCUACCUGUCGAAGGUCCUCCCUUGGGCUACAUCAACGCCUGUGCACCCGCUCUUUUUCCUAGCGCCCAGCUACUGGUUUCCGAGGGAAGUCACGUUCACAGAAAUGCUGCCAGGAGCCCCUAACAGCGAACGUUUCCAGCCUCGUCCAGCCUUCGCGAUCCUUAUAAAUUGUAAGGACGUCGUAAAGACAUUCGGCAACACUGUCGCCCUGAACAAGGUAAACAUGACUAUCCACAAGGCCCAAGUGACAAUCCUUCUCGGGCACAACGGCGCGGGGAAGACGACGCUGAUGAGCAUAUUCACAGGUUUAAUACGGCCCGACAGCGGCGCUGUCACUCUUGGCGGACGAACCAUGAGCGCCUCUGAGGUCCGUAAAAACAUGGCCUUUUGUCCGCAAUUCGACGCGUUUUUCGAUGAUCUUACGGUAUCUGAUCACCUCACGUACUUCGGAUUGCUCAAAGGAAUGCGCAGCUCCACGAUUAACACGAACAUAACGACGCUGCUAAGGACCAUGCAGCUUUCUGACAAGGCGGAUGCUUUGCCACGACAGCUCUCCGGCGGGAUGAAGCGGAAGCUGAGCAUUGCGAUUGCCCUCAUCACCAAACCGCAAAUUUUGAUCCUGGACGAACCGACGGUCGGACUGGACCCCGACACACGACGCGUCAUUUGGAAGGUCUUGCAAGAACUGCGUAUCAAUACCACAGUGCUACUUUCCACGCACGAUAUGGAAGAGGCCGACGCGCUGGGCGACCGCAUCAUAAUCAUGUACAGCGGCACCGUCGUCUGCUGGGGAACGCCGAGUUUCCUCAAAGAUGCUUGCGGUGUCGGCUACAAGCUGCGCAUCUCCAAGGUCCCGAACGCCUUCAACAGCAAGGCAGUUCUAUCUGCGAUACUGAACGCAGCACCGAUGGCCGCUCUGGACGACGACAAGGACAACGAAGCGGUGUUCGCUUUGAACACGAUGGAUCGAAAUGGCUUUGCGGACAUGUUCAACGAGCUCGAAGCUAAAGGCCCGGCGCUCGGCAUUAAGAGUAUUGGAGUGACGGUGGCUACGAUGAAGGAGGCAUAUAUCAAAAUAUACAAAGAAUGGGUUGGGGACGCCAAGAAAGACCAGCCUCCUCAAAAGGAUGUGGCCGAUCCUGUCGUGGUAGUUGCGAGGCAACCGAACUGCUGCCAGCGCUUCCGGGCCCUGGUGCAGAAGCGGUUGCUGAUCCUAUGGCGCUCGCCUUUCCUCUUCAUCACCGGCUGGGUCCUUCCCAUACUCAUCGCAUUCGUCGGGCUGAGCGUCGCCAAGCAUAGUUCCCAAGACAUACCGCCUGCAUACCAAUACAUAGAUUUCGAUGUUGCCGCAUACGUCGACGCUGAUCGUGAACCACCACUGAGGACCUUUCUGCAGACCAGCCAGACAACCGACACCUCUCUGGGAUACAAAGUGCUCCUUGAGAGCGGAAAGGUGCCAUUCGACAACUUCAGGAACGCCAAGGAGACCCUCAUGACGAUGCUCGACGAGAACUUCCUCGAGUAUGCAAGGACCUAUGCUUUCGGCACCGUUUUCAACGGGACGAAAAUCGAAUUGUGGAGCAGCCGGUUGGGCGUGGUCGCGCAAAACGUCUUGCGCAACAUGAUCGACACGGUGCUCCUGCGUCAACACACGGGCCAAGCCAGCAGCCACUUUCGCACCGGUAUCUCGCUGUACAGGCUGACAGAUGAAGAGCUAUACGAUGAGGCCUACCACCGGGAUCCCUCGUUCGGCCUCUCGGAGCUUACGAUCUACACGUGGGCGUACUGGACCUUCAUGGGGUCGGUGAGCUUCGGGCUGAUCAUGUCGUCGUUCGUGGUGCUGCCUUCGCUCGAGGUGGUCAGCGAAGCCCGCGAGUUGCAGCUCAUGACGGGCGUCUCGGGCUUCCUCUACCUGUUCGCCCAUUUCGUCUUCGACUUGGCUUUUUACGCAGUCCCGAUGGCGGCUAUUUUCCUGGGAUACUCCGCCAUUUUGGACCUGCCAUCGGAUACACAGGCAUCGCUUCUCGUCAUCGCACUGGCAUUUGCUCUUCUCGGCAUAUUUUUCGCCUACCUUACCGCGGAGCACUCUUCUGACGGGAGCACGGCGUACGCCAUCAUGCUCGGCCUAUUCGCAGUAGCAGGUCCCGGCGUAAUCAUCGGAUAUUUCCAGCUGGCGUACGCCUCCGGAGCGGAAAUACGAUUGCCCUGCAUGUUCUUCCCGCCGUUCGCACUUCCGGCGGCGACGGUGCGGGCCAUCAACAUCAAGUACGAGGUCGCCAUGUGCGACUACCUUCGGAGCAAGACGACGCCGAAAAAGAAACACGUCGAUUUCUGCAAGAAGGCACACAAUUACGACGCUACGAUAAAACUUUGCUGUGACAUACUGAGCGGGCGGACCAACGAGGUCUGGAGCGAGCCGGCCGCGCUCUCGUUCUCGUCGUGCGGGGUCCUCUGGGACGUCGUCGUCAUGCUCGCCAUGGGCGCCGCGCUGUUCGCCUACCUCCUGUACCGCGCCUCGGGUCGGUCCCGACUCGGUCGCGAGGCGUCGACGCCGCCUCCGCGGUCGACCACGCCCGAGGACGCCGACGUGGCCGCGGAGAGGGCCGCGGUCGCGGACAUAUGCACACAGCGGCGCUUCGGGGGCGACAACGCGCUCGUGGCGCAGGAGCUGCACAAGGCGUUCGGCGACGCGUACGCGGUGCGGGGACUGUCGUUCGCCCUGAAGCCCGCCCAGUGCUUCGGCCUGCUGGGGGUCAACGGCGCCGGCAAGACGACCACGUUCCGAAUGCUGGUCGCCCUGCUCCGACUGACCUACGGCGACGCCUACAUCAAGGACGCAGUUCUGUCCCGAGACACUCGCAAGUGGCAAUCGAUGCUGGGAUACUGUCCCCAGGCCGGAGCGCUGCUAGAAAAGCUCACCGCUUACGAGACGCUCCACCUGUUCGGUCGCCUCCGCGGAGUGCCCGAGGACAAGUUGGCCGCGGUUGUAGAGAACGUGAUCAACAUCGUAGACCUCCGCGAGCAAGCAACUAGGGUAUGCAGCUACUACAGCGGCGGUAACAAGCGUAAGCUGUCCACAGCCGUGGCGAUGAUAGGCUUCCCUGAAGUGGUGUUCUUGGACGAACCGUACGCCGGCGUCGACGUGCUAGCCCGGUCGCAUAUCCACCGGGGAUUCGAACGAAUUAAAAGCACCACAAAGAACACCAUGGUGCUCACGUCGCAUAGCAUGGAUGAAUGCGAGCUGGCCUGCGACCGGCUGUGCAUCAUGGUCGGCGGCCAGAUGGCCUGUCUGGGAACGCUGCAGCACAUCAAGGACAGGUUCGGCAAGGGCUACAAGCUGCUGUUCCUACGGCCCGAAAACGCAUCCGUUGGACCGCAGGAUCUUGUCAAAGCCAUCGCCGAUGCUUUUCCGGGAGUUACGAUCGUGGAGGAGCAGUGGAAAUCCGUCGAGUGCCGCACGCAGGACAGGCUUCCAUGGAGCCAGUUGUUCAAGAAGAUCGCGGCCCUGGAAAAGCACUUUGCCUUCGAGCACGUUCUCGUGUCCGACAACACACUGGAGCAAAUCUUCAUCGCCUUCGUCCGGGAAGCACAAAAGAACCAAACCCGCAGGGAUGCAGUGCCAGCCGUGAACGCGAAGGCAAGCGCAAGUGCAAGUGCAAGUGCAAGUGCUACGGGCACACAGCAGGCAGCAGCGUCCUAAGUCUUUUCUCUAAGUAAAGCAACCUGUUCCAGUCGUCUAUGAAUGUACGAAUUUCAUCUUCUUGAAACAUAAUAAAUACUGAUGGAUUGAUUGAUUGA
Dermacentor albipictus is the source of this 5357-nucleotide messenger RNA. RefSeq names its product phospholipid-transporting ATPase ABCA3-like. Gene Ontology annotation, molecular function: ATP binding; ABC-type transporter activity; lipid carrier activity. Gene Ontology annotation, biological process: transmembrane transport; lipid transport. NCBI's taxonomy places the organism in Eukaryota, Metazoa, Arthropoda, Arachnida, Ixodida, Ixodidae. Gene Ontology annotation, cellular component: membrane; intracellular membrane-bounded organelle. The record is from RefSeq and is a predicted model, not a curated record.